Molecule: messenger RNA, 357 nt
Organism: Seminavis robusta
Lineage: Eukaryota; Bacillariophyta; Bacillariophyceae; Naviculales; Naviculaceae
Source: the annotation of a GenBank genome assembly
AUGAGUUCGAGCGCACGAGAAAACUCGUUGGAUAUAGGCAACUUGAGGUACUCCGAUAGAAGCAACAGUGACAGAAGCAACAGCAGCCACUCUGAGAGUAGGGGAAGGUUCUUAUCGUUGCGCAGAUCUACUAGCGUCAUUGAACAGCAUCCCAUCACGGCAAUCGCAGAAGAAGGCGACAGAAACGAUGAACAAGCGGAAGAAGUGGCCGCAUCACGAGGGGAACUGCAGAAAACGAAAAAAGAGCUUGACGACAAGAUGGACAUGGUGCUCUUGCUUUUACGCAAGAUGCAGCCAACGCCAACGCCAGCGGAACGCGAUUCUGAUUCCCCCAAUCUACCUGAUUUUGCUGCGUAG